Molecule: messenger RNA, 927 nt
Organism: Colletotrichum chrysophilum
Lineage: Eukaryota; Fungi; Ascomycota; Sordariomycetes; Glomerellales; Glomerellaceae
Exons: 2
Coding region: 1-927 (308 amino acids)
Molecular function (GO): S-adenosylmethionine-dependent methyltransferase activity
Source: RefSeq, a predicted model, not a curated record
AUGUCUGUCUUUGCACGCUCCACGUUCAAUGCCGCUGGAUAUGCGGCUUUCCGCCCGUCAUACCCAGCAUCGCUGUACAAGACGAUCCUGGGAUACCACAAUGCCAAAUCACCGAAUGGGACGGCACUGGACCUAGGCUGUGGCCACGGCCUCAUCUCACGGGAACUGGCACCGCAUUUCAGCAAGGUCAUCGCCAUCGACCCGAGCGCCAACAUGGUAAAGCAGGCAUCAGAGUCGACGACAGACCCCAAGAUCACGUUUCGCCAGGACAGCUCUGAGGAUCUCUCCUUCGUGGAGGACCAGUCUGUGGACCUUGUGGUUGCGGGCCAAGCAGCGCAUUGGUUCAACUACUCCAAGGUCUGGCCCCAACUCGCCCGGGUCGUCAAGAGCGGCGGCACGCUGGCAUUCUGGGGCUACAAGGACAACAUUCUCAUCGGGUACCCUGAGGCCAACGCCAUCUUUGAUCACUUCUGCUACGGCGAGGGGCAGGCCUCACCUGCAUUCCCACUGGAGACGAUGGGGGAGUACUGGGAGAAGCCGGGCCGCCAGAUCCUCCGGGAUAACCUGUCGGUAGUCGACCCGCCCGCGUCCGAGUGGGAGAAGGUCAAGCGGAUCAUUUACGACCCGGACCGCACCACGUCGCAGAUCGGGGCGGACGUAGCCCCCGAGGCGGCGUGGCAGCGCAAGACGCUCAAGCUGGGCGAGUUCGAGGGCUACGUGCGCACGUUCAGCUCGUACCGCGGGUGGCGGGACGCGCACCCGGAGAUCAAGAGCCGGGCGGAGGGCGGGACGGGGGACAUUGCGGACGCGCUGUUCGACCGGCUGCUGGAGGCGGUGCCGGAGUGGAAGGCGAAGGGCGACAGGUGGCGGGAGGUGGAGGUCGAGGCGGUCUGGGGGACGACGAUAAUCCUGGCCAAGAGGAAGUGA